UGUCGUCAUUUCAGUUUCCGGUAGAUCAUCGAAGCUUUCCUAGAAGAAAGAAAAUGGAAUCCUGAAAUCGCAGUUAGCGAAACACUUCAGCGAUAUUCCGACCUUUUAAGAAGAACAUCUUGGUUAUACGAAUACAUUUCUACCAACAUCAUUAUACAGCAGCUGGAUCUUGCUUGGGAUUGGAGAAGAGCCCUUGACCCUCCCUCCCCUUAGUAUCAAUGGAGGGGUCUGACGGUUUAGGUCAAAGUGGCAGUGACCUGCCAGAGUCGCAGAACAGAAGGCAGCAGGAUCGCCUGAGCAGGGAGGAGGCCUUCUAUCAGUUUGUCAACAAUCUGAGUGAUGAGGACUAUCGACUCAUGAGAGACAACAAUCUGUUGGGCACCCCAGGAGAGGCAACAGCAGAUGAGCUAUUAAGUAGGCUUCAGCAAAUCAAAGAUGGCCCUGAACAGCAGAACAACAGCUCCAACACAGAAAGUGGAGAAGAGCCAACUGAACCACUGGAAGGUUCUGAAGAUCCUGCCAGUGGGGAUAGUCUCUUGGACUGGCUGAAUACAGUGAGACGCACUGGCAACACAACAAGAACUGGGCAUCGUGGGAACCAGUCAUGGCGAGCCAUAAGCCAGACCAACCCAAACAGUGGUGAUUUCCGCUUCAGUUUGGAGAUAAGUGUGAACCGCAACCUGGCUGAACAACAGGCAGCUGCUGAAGGGGAGCAGGAGUCUCCUGAGAUAUCUCAAGAAGAGUCUCCCGAGGGCACUCAGGAGGUUACUCAAGAGGGCACUCAAGAGGGCACUCAAGAGGAAUCACCAGAGGUGUCUCUAGAGGAGUCAUCUGAGGUCCAAGAAGUGGUAGCAAAUGCAGAACCCCAGGUCCCCAUGGAGACAGAAGUGAUGGAAGAACCAGUUGUUGAGGAGUUGGCUGUUGUUGUCGAACCAGACCCCGAACUGGAUGAGAUUGUUUCUGAGGAGGUUUUAGGCGAACCUCCUGGCUCACCUGCUUCAGUUUCCUUGCCAUUACGACAGCCAUUUUCUCCUUCUCCACGCAGAGGGCUAAGAAGACCCCGCAGUCGCAGUCCAGAGCCGCGCAGGACUAGGGCCCGUACAGCCAGGAGCCGAUCCCCUCUUAACUUUGAUCAGAUGGAUGUCCUCCCUAACCCCCGCAGUGCUCAUACCUCUGACAGCCUUGAUUCUUCCUCCAAUAACUCCCCUGUCCCUCAAGUGGAGGGCAGUUCUCGGACUCGACAACAUGUUCUUUCCAGGCAAAGCGCUGUAGACAGUGAUGUUCAACCACCUAGAGUUGAUCCAGAAACAGACUCAGAGACACAUAAUGUCACAUCUCAGGAAGGGGAGGCUGCUGGGGGGGAAGGAGGUGCAGCUGGGCGCCGCCCCCCUACUAUUAUGCUUGAUCUGCAGGUGCGUCGUGUGCGCCCAGGCGAGUACCGUCAGAGAGACAGCAUUGCCAGCCGUACCCGCUCACGCUCCCAGAACUCUAACAACACAUUUCUUUACGAGAGUGAGCGUGGUGGAUUUCGAAGGACAUUCUCACGUUCAGAGCGGGCUGGUGUGCGGACCUAUGUCAGCACAAUACGCAUCCCUAUUCGAAGAAUUUCCGAUGCAGGUUUAGGAGAAGCAACAUCAAUGGCUCUGCAAUCUAUGAUUCGGCAGAUUAUGACUGGUUUUGGUGAACUCGGCUACCUCAUGGAUUCAGACUCUGAUUCUUUAGAUUCCAACCGAGGUGUCAACUCUUCUGCAGAUCUGGCUGAAGCGCUCAGUAACCCAGAUGCUGCUUCUGCUGCUGCUCCUGCUGCUGAUGUUGAUGAACCUCCUGUGGCGGCCGGAGUCAGAGCAAGGACAGCUGAGACAGACGUGGAUGAAAGCUUUGUCACUGGUCCACCUGCCUCUGGUGGAAGGGCUCGACCUAGACCACCUAUUAGCUUAGAGGAGCCCAGUUCAUUGCCCUUCUUGCGCCUUGCCCACUUCUUCCUCUUAAAUGAUGAUGACGACGACCAGCCCCAAGGGCUGACCAAAGAGCAGAUUGACAACCUCUCCAUGCGCAACUUUGGAGAGAGUGAUGCCUUGAAAACUUGCAGUGUCUGCAUAACAGAGUACGCAGAAGGUAACAAGCUACGUAAGCUUCCCUGCUCUCACGAGUACCAUGUGCACUGCAUUGAUCGUUGGCUGUCAGAAAACUCCACUUGCCCAAUCUGCCGCAGGGCUGUCCUGGUAUCAGCCAACCGAGAGAGUGUGGUCUAGCUCAUAAGACUGCAGGCCUUUUGACAUAACCGAAGUAAUCUAGCUUUCCAAGCCUUUAGGGGGUUUUGAGAAAAAAUAAGAAUUUCCACUGUUCACUCUUCAUACCAUUUGUGAGUUUGAUUGUGAUGAAGUCACAGGUUUGAUUUUUGGGGUGCUCCACACAGUUUCAUAAGGACGUUAUCAAUCUCUAAUAAGACAUGUAUUAUUGCAGUCCAAAGUAAGGCAUGCUGUUUGAACCAGUCUGUAGUGACCAAGCAGUUUGUUGUAUUGCAGUAAACUGCUCUGAUAGACCUGUAUUUAAGUAAUUAAAAAUCCCCCAGUUUAGAGAUGCACACCUUCAGGAAGUUCUGGCACAAUAGGUAUUUGCUCCCUAAAUGGCACCUUAUAUAAAAGAAGUUGGGUAUUGGUACAGUUCUUAAUUACACCAGUUUAAAGUAUUAGCUGUAAAUAAGCUUGUCAUUUUUUUAUAUAUACUUAUCAGUGAAUUGGUUUUGGAUUGUAAAUUAAGUACUAUGAAGAUGAGGAUGGUGACGGAACUGCUCUCUAUCAAAACAUCCCUCAAUCUGGUUAGGUAAGUUUUACACAGUGGCAAAAAUCAACUAUUUCUGUGUCCAGUAUAUGCAGAACGUUAAUUGACCUGGCAUUUAUAUUGUUACUUAAAAGAAACGGCUGUUUUGGUGUGUCACAUACAUGAGCGUGUUUUUUUUUUUCUUAGAUAAUGAACAUGUGUAAAGAAAAAUCCCACUGGGGUACUUAUGGCAAAUGCAAAUUUAUUUUGUAUUCUUAUAACAGCUCUUUUUCUUGAUAAAUUAAAAUGAUUUAGUGUUAAUACUGGGAAUUAGGGAUUUUUCUGUAGUAGUUGACGACAUUGGGAUGAUAAUGGGUUCUUGGCAUGAGAAUUUACCCUCCAGAAAAUACUGUUUUACUGGCAUGAAAUCAUACAUUUGUUUUUUUUUUACUUUCCCCUUUUGUAAAAGAAGAUUUACCUCCUGUGUAUUCUCUGUAAGCUCAAAAUCAAUUUGCCUUUUUAAUCGAUUAGCUUCUGUUUCUUUGUUUUUUUAGGGACAUAUGAAUUCUCUUCUAUAACAGACUUGUGAAUUAAGGUCUCUAAGCUGGCAAUGCUUAAAUUAUAAUGGCCUAUAGUGAUCUAAACAAAAUGUGGACUUGCUUCUCGUGAUUUCUCUUCUUUUCCUCAAAAUGAAAAGUGACUGAGGUUAUCAAUCCAGAAUUCCAAGUGUCAGACAACUCACCAAAAUUCACUUCAUCCUCCUGUAAAGACGGCUUCAGUAAGAUGUUAAGAUGCUCGCCACUAGUACCCUCUUCCUGCCCCAUGAGCAGAUGCUCCAUGUCAGUGUGCAAUACAUGCUAAGUCAAAGUAGGGAAAUAACCAUGAUAUAAAUGUAUGCUAUUGUUCGAACUCUUGUUAAAGACUAAAAUCUUAAAUGAAGACUUAUUACCUUUUUAAAAUGUGUUUAAGUUUAUUUUAUUUAGAAGUUCUGUAGGUUUUAAUAGCACUGUUGGUGAACAGGAACACUGGCUUUAAGAAGGAAAGGGCAUCACUACCAGUGCCAUCCUGUCAUGUUUCUGCUAUCACUGUUUGAUGUCUUUGCCACAAUUAUUACCUCCCUUUGUGGGACAUAAAAGUUUGAAUGCAAGACGUUGUCAUUGUUUAAUACCAUAAUAUGUACUGUAAAUAAAAUGUAUGUUCCCUUUAAGGCCAUAGUUCAGUUUUGGCCUUUUUUCUGUGACCCACCCAGUACAGUAUGUUAACUGGGUGUUCAAUAAAACUAACCGCUGAAUUAAACAAGUUAUGCUUAAAAAUGCAUUGCAGGUAUGUAUGCUGUACAGUCAUUUUGCUAUUAUGCAUGUGCACACAUGUUUACUUCAACCUUAUAUCAGAUGGCAUCAGUAUAAAUCCAAUGUUUUCUUUAUUUUACCAUUCAUUAAUUUUUCCCUGUUCUUUUGACCUACAUUAGCUCUUUUAUCAAAAAGUCUUAGAGUCCAAUGUAUUGAUGACCAUAAUGAUGAUGAGAAGUGCAGGCUUGACUGUUUCCUUGCAAUGAGCAAUGUUGACAUUAAUGAUUAUAUAUGUGUGUGUCUGUGUGUACAGGCUGUUAAAAGAUCCAUCAUUGUGAUUAAUGUCA
Messenger RNA from Cheilinus undulatus (humphead wrasse), 4396 nucleotides. It is a transcript of the gene rlim, whose product is annotated as ring finger protein, LIM domain interacting. Gene Ontology annotation, cellular component: cytoplasm; nucleoplasm. Gene Ontology annotation, molecular function: ubiquitin protein ligase activity. The transcript has 4 exons. Bases 219 to 2252 code for a protein of 677 amino acids. Gene Ontology annotation, biological process: random inactivation of X chromosome; ubiquitin-dependent protein catabolic process; protein ubiquitination. Lineage: Eukaryota; Metazoa; Chordata; Actinopteri; Labriformes; Labridae. The record is from RefSeq and is a predicted model, not a curated record.